AUGAAUUUUGAAUUUGAGAGGGAGAUCGGGUUUAUAAAUAGCCAGCCUUCGCUCGCAGAGUGCCUGACGUCUCUCCCCGCUGUCCUGGAGACAUUUCAAACUUCAUCAAUCAAGGACUCGACAUUAAUUCCUCCUCCUUUUGAGCAAACCGUCCUCAGCCUGAAUCCUUGUUCCAGCAGCCAGGGAAGACCGAGGAGCCAAAAAAGAGCAUCUCAUGGCCUGCUCCAGCCCCAGCCUCCGGCACAGCCCGGCCCCUUGGCAGCGGAAUUCCCCUGGAUGAAGGAGAAGAAAUCCUCCAAGAAAGCUACCCAGGCUCCAUCCUCUUCUUCCUCCUCUUUCCCCCCAUCAUCUUCCUCUGCCCCAAUACCUCUGCAGGCCCCGGCGGACCCCCAGGGGCUGGCAGACACGAGCGGCUCCAGGAGGCUCCGCACCGCUUACACCAACACUCAGCUGCUGGAGCUGGAGAAGGAAUUUCACUUCAACAAAUACCUCUGCAGGCCCCGGCGGGUGGAGAUCGCGGCUCUGCUCGACCUCACCGAGCGGCAAGUAAAGGUCUGGUUCCAGAACCGCCGGAUGAAGCACAAGAGGCAAACCCAGUACAAAGAACCCCCCGACGGGGAUCUCCCCUACCCCGGCCUGGACGAGGGCAGCGACCCGGCGGAGGAGGCCGAGGAGAGCCCGCAAUGA
Molecule: messenger RNA, 687 nt
Organism: Opisthocomus hoazin
Lineage: Eukaryota; Metazoa; Chordata; Aves; Opisthocomiformes; Opisthocomidae
Source: RefSeq, a predicted model, not a curated record